UUUCAACACUACUAUAUAACAAAUAAUUUGAGAAUGUCUAGUCUCAAACUACAGAAGAGGCUGGCUGCCUCUGUCAUGAAGUGCGGCAGGAAGAAGGUCUGGCUCGACCCAAACGAGGCCAGUGAAAUCAGCAACGCUAACUCUCGUCAGAACAUCAAGAAGUUGAUCAAGGACGGUCUUAUCAUCAAGAAGCCCCAGACAGUUCACUCCAGAGCUAGAUGCAGGAAGAACAGGGAGGCCAGGCGUAUGGGACGACACACCGGUACCGGUAAGAGGAAGGGUACAGCUAACGCCAGAAUGCCCGAAAAGGUUAUCUGGAUGAGACGUAUGCGUGUUCUUCGUCGUCUGCUCAAGAAAUACAGGGAGGAUAAGAAGAUUGACAAGCAUAUGUACCACGCCCUGUACCUCCAGUCCAAGGGUAACAUUUUCAAGAACAAACGUGUCCUGAUGGAGCACAUCCACAAGAAGAAGGCCGAGAGUGCUAGGUUGAAGACCCUCCAAGAGCAGGCUGAGGCCAGAAGGAACAGGUCCAAGGCCGCCCACGAGAGGAAGUCUGCUCGUAAUGCUCAGAAAAACGCUGAAAUGUUCGCUCAUAUUGAAGACAAUGUUGCUGAGGAGGAAUCUUAAGUUAAAAUCUGAUUUUUUUUAAUCCAUCCAA
Messenger RNA from Bolinopsis microptera, 658 nucleotides. RefSeq names its product large ribosomal subunit protein eL19-like. The coding region runs from base 34 to 627 and encodes 197 amino acids. Gene Ontology annotation, molecular function: RNA binding; structural constituent of ribosome. NCBI's taxonomy places the organism in Eukaryota, Metazoa, Ctenophora, Tentaculata, Lobata, Bolinopsidae. Gene Ontology annotation, cellular component: ribosome; cytosolic large ribosomal subunit. The record is from RefSeq and is a predicted model, not a curated record. Gene Ontology annotation, biological process: translation. The transcript has 5 exons.